Saccharomyces kudriavzevii IFO 1802 is the source of this 930-nucleotide messenger RNA. It is a transcript of the gene PAN6, whose product is annotated as pantoate--beta-alanine ligase PAN6. The record is from RefSeq and is a predicted model, not a curated record. Gene Ontology annotation, biological process: pantothenate biosynthetic process. Gene Ontology annotation, molecular function: pantoate-beta-alanine ligase activity. Lineage: Eukaryota; Fungi; Ascomycota; Saccharomycetes; Saccharomycetales; Saccharomycetaceae. The transcript has a single exon. The coding region runs from base 1 to 930 and encodes 309 amino acids.
AUGAGGAUUCUUCAUACAGUCGAGGAAGUUAUCCAAUGGAGGACACAGGGGCUUAGGAACAUAAGAUCCAAAGGAACUAUUGGGUUUGUUCCAACAAUGGGUUGCCUGCACCCAGGCCAUGCUAGUUUGAUCUCGCAAUCUGUGAGGGAAAACACAUACACUGUGGUUAGUAUAUUUGUCAAUCCUUCUCAGUUUGCCCCCACAGAGGAUCUAGACAGUUAUCCUCGGACUUUGCCAGACGAUAUCAAAUUGCUUGAGUCACUGAACGUAGACGUUUUGUUUGCCCCUACCAUGCAUGUGAUGUAUCCACAGGGAAUCCCGCUCGACGUAGAAAAGCAGAGAGGGCCCUUUGUCAGUGUCCUUGGGUUGAGUGAAAAAUUGGAAGGGAAGACGAGACCUAACUUCUUUAGGGGUGUGGCGACUGUUGUUACCAAGCUAUUUAACAUUGUCAUGGCUGACGUGGCCUACUUUGGCCAGAAGGACAUUCAGCAGUUUAUUGUUUUGCAAUGUAUGGUGGAGGAGCUGUUUGUAAAUACAAAGUUGCAAAUGAUGCCCAUUGUUAGAAACAGCAAAGGGCUAGCUCUAAGUAGUAGAAACAAAUAUCUCUGUCCCGAUUCUUUAAAGAUCUCUGAAAACCUUUAUCGUGGACUGCAAGCCGCAGAAAGCGCCAUAAAGAAUCUGGCACCAGGGGCACGUCUGUCCAGGUCAGAAAUCAUCGAUACUGUUACUGAGAUAUGGGCCACCUAUAUUGAUUCUCAUGACUUCAAGGUAGACUACGUAUCCUUAGCGGAUUUUAAGACUUUUAAUGAGCUUUCCGGUGUUGAAAAAACUAGUAAACAGCAGCCACUGGUGAUUAGCUGUGCCGUAUACGUUACUGACCGUGAAAAGCCGGACACAGUUGUUAGGUUGAUAGAUAACAUCGUCAUUUAG